Messenger RNA from Geodia barretti, 1035 nucleotides. Lineage: Eukaryota; Metazoa; Porifera; Demospongiae; Tetractinellida; Geodiidae. The record is from the annotation of a GenBank genome assembly.
AUGAAAGGUGUCGUCAAAUAUCAGCGCGGUGACGGAUUCACCGAACUCCGUGAUGUUGAUGUUCGGAAGCCUAACGCCAACGAAGUUCUCAUCGAGGUGCACAGUGCGGGGAUCUGUGGGUCUGAUCUGCACAUCCAUCACGAUCACAUCAACCUCCCGAUGCGUCCGCCGGUUGUCAUCGGUCACGAAUUCAGCGGUACGAUUAUCGAGUGUGGCUCGGAAAUUAGCCGCGUCAUAGUCGGAGAUCGUGUGACCGUUGAGCCCACUUUUUCGAUCUGUGGACGGUGCGACUAUUGCCGUUCAGGAUUUUAUAAUCUGUGCAAUCACCGGGAGAUUAUCGGCUACUGGCAUAAUGGGGCGUUCGCAAAAUAUUGCACCACUCCCGAACACGGCUUACACAAGCUGCCCGACAACGUAGACUUGACCUCCGGAUCAUUGACAGAACCGGUCGCUUGCUGCGUUCAUGGUGUAAUCGAGCAGACGAAGGUCUCUGCCGGCGACUUUGUCGCGAUCACUGGACCAGGGACUAUUGGACUGCUCAGUUUGCAAAUGGCGAAGGCUGAAGGGGGGAUUGUCGCUGUGUGCGGCACCUCCGUUGAUGCAAAUCGGCUCAAACGUGCGGCUGAACUCGGUGCAGACCUAACGAUAGACGUUGAAAAGGAAGAUACGGUGGAAAUCAUCAAGGCACAUACCGGCGGCUACGGUGCCGAUGUUGUCUUGGAAUGCUCAGGGGCAGCACCGGCAGCACCGCUAGGCAUCGAACUGACUCGCAAGCGUGGGAAGUACACGCAGAUGGGUUUGUUCGGCAAUCCGAUCAACAUCGAUUUUGAACAGAUUGCCUUUAAGGAACUUCAGGUGACAGGAUUCAUCUCGCAGAAAAAAACCGCAUGGGAGCGUGCACUCAAACUGAUGGAACAUGGCAUGGUUUCUACGAAGGCGUUAAUCACCCAUGAAAUGCACAUCUCCGAGUGGCAGGAGGCAUUCGAUCUCUUUGAGAAGCGGGAGGGAGUAAAGUUGAUGUUGCGUCCUGAAUAA